AUGAGCCACAGUAAUCCAGCAUAUGAAAGAGGACAAGACUUAUCGAUCUCGGUUAAGUCUUCCCGCCAUGCCUCCAGUCAAUCUAGACUCCAGUUCGAUGAUCCAGAAUUGUUCGAUGGACCAAUGUUAAUUGAAAACGAAAGCAGAGUUAACGAAGCGGCGGCAGCUCAACCUAUCAAAGGAAACAUGAUCGUUGCCUAUGAAAAUGUGAUUAUCUUACGUCAGGACACACCAAGGGAUAGUGUUGCAAACGCAGAGGCAUUCUACGAAAAUCCAGGUACCCACACCCCUCAUUAUCACGUUCUUGAGAAUCCUCGGGACGCUUCGUGUCGUUUGGGAUCUUACAUGGCUCAAGGAACACAUGAAGACUAUCAUCAUGAUUCUUUACAAGAGGAUGAAGCUCAAAACUCUUAUAACGAUACGUAUACAAACGACGACGAACCUAUCUAUGUAAAUCCCGCGAGUCCCGUGAGCACCGCGGGUAGUACGCGGGAUAUACCGGAUCCAAAUUAUUACCAAGAUGAGGAAUAUAAUGUAUCUUUUUUUGACGAUGCUGAAGAACGCAGCGAGAAUUGGGACAUUUAUGCUAAUUCAGAAGCAAUACGAAGUUCAUAUAUGGAAGACAACGCCAUCAAUAAUCCUGGAUAUAUACCUGAUGACGAAGACGAGCAUAAUAAUCCAAAUAUAUCGACUGACGAGCCCAUUUACGACAACCAGAUAGACAUUGAUGACGGGCACAAUACGUCAGGGGAUCCCCCGUAUGCACUCUUAAGGGACCAGCCCAAUGAAGGAGUGUAUGAAGAUCUAAGGGGGAAUAGAUCUGGGGUAACGACCUCUGACUAUCAGUCGCUCUCCCCUGAAACAACAAGAAAACAGCCCAAAACAAAGCGACCCAAAAUUAAACCAAAACCAGCUAGAAAACAAUGAAAUUAUUGGACUGUAAGUGAUUUUAAAAUUGAUGAUUUUGAAUUUGAUAUGUGAGCAUUAUUUUGACUGAGUUUUAGCCGUCCAUAUGCAGCCAGUAGCUAUUGGACGUGGCUAAUGACAUACAGAAAAUGUCUUGUUUCCUGACUUCUACUACAUUCCUAUUGAAUUUAUUUGAUGAAUAAAAGUUACGUAAUACCCGUU
Messenger RNA from Actinia tenebrosa (Australian red waratah sea anemone), 1128 nucleotides. RefSeq lists its product as uncharacterized. The record is from RefSeq and is a predicted model, not a curated record. NCBI's taxonomy places the organism in Eukaryota, Metazoa, Cnidaria, Anthozoa, Actiniaria, Actiniidae.